AUGAGACGACCCGCUCCUGACAGUAGGCCCUUUGUCGAAGUGAUCGACGGACUCUUGAGCACUCGGCCCGAGCACGACAAGUUUUCGUCAAACCAGCUCGACACGCUAGCAAAGAGCAUUAAACGUCAGGCCACCGAGCAGGUCAAGAAUCCAGGUGAAAAUCCUCAAGGAACGCUCGUCUUUGAUCCGGAAAGGGUGCAAAUCCUGGCAGAUGGUGUCUAUACCGCUUACAACUCGGCCGACAGGCAGACUGUCACGAAAGCUGGAGAAGUCGUUCAAGCGAUCGCAGCGUUCUGUCGGGCUAUCGACACAGACUCGGCAGGUCGAAGUCAGAGCAAUCUUCUGGCCGAAUCUUUCCUCGAGAAAGCCGUCGAGCGGGAUAGUUUCGACAAGCAUGACUUGCACGUGUUGAACUACCUCUUGCCGUUUGCGAGAAGCCAGACAUGGCCGGCCGACCUGAUGGAAAAGAUGUUCGUCGAGACGUGGUCCAAUGACAGUCGAUUCGUCGCGGGAAGGGUGCUCGUCAGCAUGUUUGCCGACCAGGCAUACCUCUUGAGGGUUCAAGAGGGUAAACGGGGCUCGAGCUUGGACUCGGCACAUGCGAAGCGGGAAGAGAUCGUAGCGGACAUCCUCCUCGAAAAGGUUGCCAACACGGAUCACAACAUCUCCCUUAAACCAAUAUCUCAAUUCAUCUUCCCGGCAUUGUUUGACAGUCAACCUGACCUGGUCAGCAUUCUCCUCGAUCGGACCUCCCAAGAGCUCUCCAAACCUACUAUCCUUACACCCUCAGCAGCCAUUCAUAUGUGGAUCAAGAUCGCAGCGACGGCACGGACCUCGUCCCUCAUUCCCAUCCAAGAUCUGGACGAGAAAAAACUACGCAUGUCUAUGCAUCACGCGAUCGAUGAUGUCAGGUUGGCUUGUUGGACAACGUUGACAGCUAGCAAGGCCGCUUCGGAUAGGGUCGAGAUUGAAUGUCUCGAUAGGGUGAAAGAGUGGUUCGAGAGCAAUAUGCGGGUACAGAAUGCCGACUUCCGAGGCACCUUCGGCGCAGCGUUCAGAAAAUUUGUCGAACGACUGAGAUUGUCCGCCUCGGCCGCGCAGAAACAGAUCGACAAGCCUUUACCCAAGAACCGUCAAGGCAAAGCCGAAGAAGAACGCGCUUGGCAAGACGAACAACAGGCAUCGAGGACCUACAUAGCGGCGGUCCUAGAAUUCUUGCAGCACAUUUUGGACCAGGUCGUCACUCCGGCUCUGGAGUUCCCAUCAUCUACGGCUCAUGCCAGGGUGAUCACCGCUCUGGAUAUGAUCCAGUCUUUAGCUGUAGAGCUCCAGACUCCGGUGGAGGUGAAACGAAAGGUUGUCUUCCCGGUCGUAUUUACAGAAGAGAGGGUGGAUCAUUUGUUGGCAUGUCUGGGAGGAAAUUUUUCGGAUCUCAGGGCCAGGGCGCUUGAAGUUCUGACACUGGCACCUUCACCAUUGCCAGGAUACUCAUCGUCGACCCGGAAAGAAGGGCUCCUUCACAGUGCCUAUGCACGGCUAGACGGAAACCGGAAAUCUGAUGCCGAGGCUGGAUCUCUUGUCCUCCAGGUCCUGUGCAGGGAAGAGGAGGCUGACAGCAACGCUCGAGCAGUGGAAUAUAUCAACAUCUUGCUGGAUCGGUUGGAGAGCAGUAUCCAGGUGGCGGAAAAGGAGCUGGCUUUGGGAAUGCAGAAACAACCGAUGCACGGCACGCUUCUGGCGAUCGCCCGUAUCAUGUUGACCAGCUCAUGGGAUCACUCUAAAGCGUCAGCAAAUCUCGAAGCAAUCUCAAAGCGGUGCAUCGCGCUAGUAAACCGGAUAUGGGAUUUGUCCAAGCAAAUCCUGAGUUCAGAGGGAUCAAACACGGCGGACCAUGAGAUCGCUCGUAUCUACGACAUGUUGGAGGAAGACGUCCAGGAGGAAGACCAAGACACGGUGCAUAUCAACCUACUUUCGAAUUGCUGGCGAGCGAUAAAAGAAUCAAGCAACCUCAUCGCCAACAUCUUUGUUGUCACAAUGGCCGCUUCUGGCAGCAACAAGCACUCUUAUUGGACUGCUGAAGACGUUCGCAAUACCGGCGACAUGUAUCUCGGCUGGCUCUACCACAUUCGACACCGAGGUACUUUUUCCUCCAUCGCCCCGGACUUCGAGCGGUUUGUAAACGUGACUGCUGCCGUCGUUGCGUACGCCGAGAGUAAUCGCACGUUGCGACAGGAAUGGCUGGAGGUGCAGCUCGAGGUGGUAGCAGCGGGCACAACGUCGACGACCCGAAGGUCGGCAGCCAUUCCCUUCUGCAUUCUAGCCCUGGUACAGGCGUCUGUUCCACUCUUCUCGCAAGCUCAUCAGCGGCUUGUCCAGAUCGCUGAAUCUCAACAUAUACCGGAUCCCGCAAAAGUACAUGCUCUGCAUACGCUACGGGUGAUCGUUCUCGACACUCGCCAAAGCAAAAUGUUGGGUGAAUACUUUGAGCGCACCGCUCUCGUUGCAUUGGCAUGUUGCAAGAGCUCCGAUUGGAGCGUUCGUAACUCUGCCCUCUUGCUCUUCGCUCACCUGGCAACAAGAAUGUUCGGCAAGGGUCUGAACAGUCCUGGUACGGUAUACGACAAGCGGAUUGGUAUCGUGGAAUGGAACUCCCGAUACCCCCUGCUUUUACCUUCUUUCAAAGCAUUGCUAGAGAACGCCACUUCGAGUCAUACUGUUGAUAGUUCUGUCAUCUUGGUGCUGGCCCUGUUGAGACAUCUGGAAAGUCGACACGGAUCGGACGGUCAGCUUCCUGUGCAGGCUGAACUGCGUCAACUCUGCGUAAAGCUGCUUGCUAGUCCUGAAUUGAAGGUUCGACAAGCUUCAGCGGAAGCUAUCGCGAGCUUGACGCCGAAGCACAACAGAUAUCGAACAUGUCUCGAAAUGCUAGGGGCGACCCGGUCAAAUCACAACCAGUGGCACGGCAACCUACUUGUCGUUCUGGCAAUACUGAAUCUGGGUAUCGAUUUCGAUACUCAGAAGGACGAGCACCUUGUGCAAACGUUGCGGGCUCUGGGUCGUGACAUCGAGACUUCACCAUUGAUAAUGGCUACCAUUACCGCCAUCAUCGGUCAAUGUGGCAUCCAAUCAAAUAGUAUGGUGCUCGAAGGAGAGACCAUCCAUACCAUUACUCCGAGGGCGUCUCAAGGGCCCGGGCUCAGCCUGUGGCAAAAUGCGUCUUUCAGAAUCCAGGCUAAUACCAAGUCGUCGGAUAGCCAAAGACCGAUUGCAGCCCUACACCAGGCCUUACUACCCGGAGGUAGUCCCGAUGAACGCAUCGAGGCUCUGCAAGACACAUCCGCCAUCAAAGAGGCAGAAGAGGGUUCUUCGGAACUUUACCGCAAACUACGCACGCUAUACGAUGUGACAGGGCACGUUCCACUUAAAGAGGCGAUUCUUCCUGCUUUGGCCGCUAGAGUUGACAAACAUCCCACAGACGAAACCAUUGCGGACUUGAACCAGCUACUUGCAGUCCACUUGAACGAGGAAAGAUCCGCGAAUUCGCGCUUCGCCGCGUGUCGAGCCUUGCGCAACAUGGAUUCAUGCUUUGCUGCUGGAGUCAUCGCUCCACAGGUCAGGAUACAAUCCCUGCUGCUGGUCAAAUAUGCCCUAUCCGAUGACGACGCAGAUGUUCGGUUUCUCGCCUCGGGCAUCGUCUCGUCAAUGACCGCGAGCGAAUACGCUCUCUGCCGUGAUCGAGCAGUCCAUGCCUGGUGGAAGUACAUGGAACGAUUUAGGAACGAAACGUGUUGGCAGCUGGAGAUUUUCCGCCACAUACAUAAUUCGAAACUCAUAGACCGGAUCCUGGAAACCAUUUCACAUCCUGACGACGAUCUAUUCGCGAGCGAGCCUCCCAAUCUCUUCAUUGAGCCUGUCACCGAACUGGCAGAAGCUGUUCAAGGUUACACGGCUGUUCGAGAUCAGAUCAAUCUGGCGGCACAGGAAAAUGACAACCUAAAGCGAACAAUCGACAAGCUUGAAGACAUUGAGGCACAGGCACGGCAAACGUCACCCCUCCAGCCUGGAAGAGACGAGAUCAAAUUACUCGAGCGAUAUCGCAAAGCCAUCAUAUUCACGUUGCUUCAACCGGACUUUAAUACGGAUACGAGCUGA
Molecule: messenger RNA, 4152 nt
Organism: Filobasidium floriforme
Lineage: Eukaryota; Fungi; Basidiomycota; Tremellomycetes; Filobasidiales; Filobasidiaceae
Product: putative death-receptor fusion protein-domain-containing protein
Exons: 11
Coding region: 1-4152 (1383 amino acids)
Biological process (GO): tRNA methylation
Cellular component (GO): cytosol
Source: RefSeq, a predicted model, not a curated record